Columba livia (rock pigeon) is the source of this 4023-nucleotide messenger RNA. RefSeq names its product defective in cullin neddylation 1 domain containing 5 (gene DCUN1D5). Gene Ontology annotation, biological process: protein neddylation. Bases 249 to 962 code for a protein of 237 amino acids. Lineage: Eukaryota; Metazoa; Chordata; Aves; Columbiformes; Columbidae. Gene Ontology annotation, cellular component: ubiquitin ligase complex. The record is from RefSeq and is a predicted model, not a curated record. The transcript is spliced from 8 exons. Gene Ontology annotation, molecular function: ubiquitin-like protein binding; cullin family protein binding; ubiquitin conjugating enzyme binding.
UCGCCGUUCCCUCAGCAGCAGCUACCGCUCGGCUCCCCGCUCCCGCCCUGGGCGCGACACCCGCCUCUGGGACCGGUGCGGAGACGGGGCCUGCCCGGCGGGGGUGGGGCGGAGCAGAGCGGGACGGGGCUCCUCUCAGCUCCUCACCGCCGGUGUCGGGAAGCGGCGGCGGCCGGGGGGCGGCGAGCCCGGGGCGGCCUUGGCUGCGGGCCCCGGCAGCGGGGCGGCCCCCGGCCCGCGGCGGGACGAUGCCUGUGAAGAAGAAGAGGAAGUCCUCGGGCUCGGCGGCUGCGGCGGCGGACGACGCCGGCCUCAAGAAAUGCAAACUCGGCAGCUAUUGCAGAUCACAAGCCUCUGGUAAAGUAAUAAGUGGAGAGGAACAUUUUUCAAGCAAAAAGUGCCUGGCUUGGUUUUAUGAAUAUGCAGGUCCCGAUGAAGUUGUGGGGCCCGAAGGAAUGGAAAAGUUCUGUGAAGACAUCGGUGUUGAGCCUGAAAAUAUUAUUAUGUUAGUUUUAGCCUGGAAACUAGAGGCUGAAAGCAUGGGAUUUUUUACCAAGGAAGAAUGGUUAAAAGGAAUGACCUCGUUACAGUGUGACUGUACAGAAAAAUUACAAAGUAAAUUUGACUUCUUGCGGUCACAAUUGAAUGACAUUUCAUCCUUUAAGAAUAUCUACAGAUACGCCUUUGAUUUUGCAAGGGAUAAAGACCAGCGAAGUCUUGAUAUUGAUACUGCAAAAUCCAUGUUAGCUCUUCUGCUUGGAAGAACUUGGCCACUGUUUUCAGUAUUUUAUCAAUACCUGGAGCAAUCGAAAUAUAGAGUUAUGAACAAGGAUCAGUGGUACAAUGUGCUAGAGUUCAGCAGAACUGUCCAUGCAGAUCUUAGCAACUAUGAUGAAGAUGGUGCAUGGCCUGUACUUCUGGAUGAAUUUGUUGAAUGGCAAAAAGUUCGUCAAGCGUCAUAGCAAGAAUUCAAAAGAAAAUGCAAAAGUUUUUUUGGUGCCCACCUGUACACAAACUAAUGAGAAAAACGAAGGAUUGCAUUUUCAUUUUUAAGAAAGACUUUACAGUAAUUCUUUUUCCUUUUUUAAGGAAAUUUUCUUGUUACAUGUGAUAUGGGCAUUGAACCACACCUCUUCUGAGACUGAAAGUUGGAGUUCUUGUUUUGAAUCUUAUGUUUAUAGCAUUUAUUUCAGAACAAUAAAGAUUCAGAUUUGUGACAAAGGCCUAAAAGUGAAGAAUGUCCCUUGAAUGUGAGUGUGGUGUCUAUUUUUAAACCAAAUCUUUAGAUUAUCUUUCUCAGAAGUGCUCUUUGCUAUGGAUUUUUGAAGACCUUAAAAAUGCUUAACUGGCACUGUUGCUUGCUGAUGAUAUGAUUGUGUGACAAACAUGAGAAAGAAUGACUGAUUUUUGAAGCCCUGGGUGGGAGUGUGCUAAUUUGUAUAUUAAGUAUUGGACAUGGGUUGUGCCCCAGUUUUCAGCUCCUUGUGGAGAUAAAGCCCUUAAACUGUUAUUUUUCUCUUUUUGGUUCAGUACGCACCCAGUGGCAUGGCAUUUAGUGGCAGGCCCUUUUAAAGAAGAAAGGUGUAGAGCGUAUGGCUCUGUGUGCAGAAUGAAAACUGAUUGCCUGUGCUUCAGAUGAUGAACAACAGAUACUCUGGUACAGUGAGGCAGCUUCAAAUUUUUACUACAGUUUAGACUUCAGAUUGCUUUGUAUAAAAAGUGCAAUUUAUAUUUUAAAAGGGAAAGCCGGAAAGACUUGGUUUCAGGCUUUGCUUCUUAUAUGUUUUAGACUGGAAGCAUUCACAACACGACUUUUUAUCUCCCUGUAUGCUUUUCAUAAUGUAAGUCAAAAAGAGAUUAUUCAGUCACCUACCUUUGGCCUGUAUAUAACAGGCUAUAUUAACAUGUACCUUGUUACUCAUGUAUUGAGUCCAACAACUACUGCAAUUGCCCUUUCAGGCUCUCAGUACUUACAGCAACCUUUGAAUACAGUAGAAGUUUGUCACUCUGCCUUCCUGUCCAGGAGCCCACAUGCUGCCCUUGAAAAGUCAAGGAGUUGUGAUGAGUAAAUGUGAGAAACUGAAACAGAAUGAGACAAUGGAGCAUUUGUAACUUCUACUUGAUUAUGUAAAUGCAUUAUGUAGACUGUGAUGAUGCCAUGAGACUCCAGUCGAUGAUCAAGGCCUCAUUGUGCCAAAUAUUUCAACAGCUUGAAAUAAGAAUAGACAAUGUAAGUUAGGCAUGACUUGAAGAUCUUUGCCUCAGGGAAAUGACUUCUGUUUUGCACAUCAUUUAGUCAGACUAACAAGCAUAAGUUUUCCUGUCCCUAAGGAAUACUUUAUUCUCAAGACUUUUUUUUUUUUUUUUUUUACAGGGAAGGGUUAAAAAAAAAGUUGUGAGGAAAAAUUAAAUAAUAAUAAGAGGGACAAACUAGUAGUGUGUACCUGUGCUCUUGUUCUACUAAAGAGGACCACGCUUGCAGGUUACCUGCUUGCUUUGAGCUGCAGGAAGCAAGGCAGUGGUGGCCCAGGGGCUGUUCUGCAAGUCAUCUGGUAGUGCAGUUGAAUCUUCGCUCAGUUCCGCCCAGGUGAAAAAAAGCAUUGGGGGCGGGAGUGGGAGGGAAGUUGAGAUAUUUAGAAGAUCUCUGCUUGGCCUCAUGUAGGCUACAGCAGUUCUCUUCAAUAUGUUUCAAGCUGUCCAUUUGCAUUGCUGAUUAUUCAGAUUUCACUCACAACAGAGUGCCUUUCAUUUGGAAAUUGCCCUACCCCACAGAAAGUUAGUGCCAGAAUGAGAUUAACUUGGAGAGUCCCAAGAUCUCCUGCUAGACUAAGGUCCUAAGAUGCACAGAUAAACAUGCACCAAUGAGCUUAUGUCAAGGGAAGUACUGCUGUGUACUAAAUCUCUGCAGGGGCACUGAUACUGAAACGACUUUCUCAAAUUGACUACAGUUGCUCUCCUUGCUUAGUAUGUUUAGUCCCCAUUAUCACUGAGAAAUUUUCUUUGCAAAAGUUUUGAAAUACUGGUUAGAAGAUGAAUAUUUUAUAGUGUGAUUAAAAAAAAGAUCAUAUUUUUUAGGUAACUGCAAACUGUUGUGAAUUCAAUAUAAACCAGUUGGUCCUAGAGGAUGGUAUUAGAGUCUCACAGUAGGAGUGAUGCAUCUACCAAUCCGAGGUGGUCAAGUACUUACGGUUAAGGUCUAAGACACAAUGUGAUGUAUCAUUUGUAUCUCUGUUAAGGUUUUAUCAGUAUUCCUAUAAUAAAUCCAUGUUUCAGGGAUUUAUAACUUGGUUGUGUGUGUGGUGGAAAAUCAUCAGUUACUGUAAAACUUUGACUGGGAAUGAAUGUAUUUAAACUACUUAAAAUCAAUAUAGUUUUUCAAAUUUGAAAUAGGAUUUUAAGUUAUGUUUUUGUGCUCAAAACUGCAAUCAGAUUUAUUGUUUAAAUGUGAACUAAUGGCUUGUACAGUUUCAUUGUGAGCUGAUCACUUUUAUUAGCUAUCCUCAAUUAAAUCACCUUGCAGCUUACUGUGGAUAAGUGCCAAAAGCUGUUUAUUUAUUUUAUUUUUUGAAAUUUUGUGCAUGUCCACAAGCCAAAACUGAGUUCAUCUAGAUGCUUUCUUUAGUCUUUGAAUUUUAAUUUUGCUUUGCUCAGGUGCAUUUCAGUCUAUUGAAUUAAAAAUGUGACACCUUAUUUUUCAGUAUUCUAAGAUGAAAGUUCACAGGUGAAAUAUGCUGCCACAGUUGUGACAAAUAAUAAAAUUGAAGGUGAAAUGUCUUCCAAAACUAAAUCAUAGUGGUGUCUAUCUUGAUGUUACAAACUUCACUUAAAUCUCACUUCCAUUUCUUGAUGUUAAUUCUUCUUAACAUGACUAGCAUUUUCUAGUUUUCUUAGGUGACUAACAGUUUUCAUGUUUGAAUCUGAAAACACCCACCUGUUCAUGGAAAAAGCCAUACUGGUAGAUUGGAAUGUAAUAUUUCUCCUAUGUAAAAAUGUGAUCUCGAAUUAAACAGUCAUGUAUGUUCA